AUGGGGGGGCGCGGAGCAGACGCCGGAAGUAGCGGUGGUACGGGUCCCACCGAGGGGUACUCACCGCCGGCAGCGUCCACCCGCGCCGCGGCUAGAGCCAAGGCCCGAGGGGGUGGGCGUGGCGGCCGCCAGAACACAACACCCUCUGUUCCCUCUUCUCGCGGAGCCGCGCCGCGUCGCUCCCCUCCACCGGCUGCCAUGAGCGAGCGCCUCCGCCCCAGGAAAAGGAGAAGGAAUGGCAAUGAAGAAGACCAUCAUCUUCCCCCCCAGACCAAAAGGAGUAGUAGAAAUCCUGUCUUUCAUGAUUCCUGGGACACAGAGACAGUACCUGUAACGAAAAACAGUAAAGAAAACAGACUAAGAGGAAACAAAGUGUUCUGCGCGUCUUCAAGCAGCGACAGCGGUGGGAGCAGCAGCAGCAGCAGCAGCAGCAUCAACAGCCCAGACAGGGCGAGCGGGCCGGAGAGCGGCUUGAGCCACAUGGCUGCCGGCUCCGGCCCCAACACCCCUCAGCCUAUUCCCGAGCAGUCUGCACUGUGCCAAGGCCCUUACUUCCACAUCAACCAGACCCUGAAGGAGGCCCACUUUCACAGCCUACAGCACCGAGGACGGCCUCCGACAUGAUGUGCCGGCGGUUUCUUGCCUUCUGUGAAGGGACAGCGCUGUGCAGAUUUGAUAUUUCAACUUAACGAUGUUUUAAAAAAUUGCACAAAAAUAUGCCUGUUGGCUUUUCAGUCUAUAUUUGAAAUAACAGGUCAACAGGCCGUUGUUUACUUGUGGUUUUGCUGCACUAUUGCAAUUUCAAAGGGGCUUUGAAGCAAUUUUUUAUAGGAUUCUUUUGAGGGUGGGUUUCAAAUCCAUGUUGAGGUAAUGGUAUGAGGAAAUCUCAUCUGCGUGUUGAAUCCAUAGUUUGUCUAGUUCAGACUGAUUUCCAGAUCUGUCAAUUAGAAAUUCUACUUUAUGUAAAAAGGCCUUUUAAAAAAUGCGGGAUCUUCAAUUUUUUAAAUUCAAUAAACUAGUAAAGAGUA
Molecule: messenger RNA, 1028 nt
Organism: Neogale vison (American mink)
Lineage: Eukaryota; Metazoa; Chordata; Mammalia; Carnivora; Mustelidae
Gene: VCF1
Product: family with sequence similarity 104 member A
Exons: 4
Coding region: 1-624 (207 amino acids)
Source: RefSeq, a predicted model, not a curated record